GUUCAUCCCGGCGAGGGAAUCCUAAAGGGUGUACCAGUGUUUGGGAUGGGCGUCUGAACAUGGACACAUAAUAACGGUGUAGACAUAACUAUAUACAGUACACAUGCUUCUUAACUGGUGCUUUUUAUAUUAAGGACGUCCUAUAAAAGAAUAAAAAUGCCGAGCAACAAGCUUGAUAAGUCUGAAAAGCCUGAGGUCAGCGAUAAUGUUAAAGUGGUGGUGCGAUGUCGACCUCUCAACCAAAAAGAAAAGAUGAUGGCAUACAAGCAGUCAGUCAAUGUGGACGAAAUACGAGGAACCAUAACAGUGAACAAACAGGAGACGGGCAAUGAACCACCAAAGACCUUCACAUUCGACACUGUGUUUUGCCCUGACAGCAAGCAGCUAGAUGUCUACAAUUUAACAGCUCGGCCUAUUGUUGAUUCUGUUUUAGAGGGAUACAAUGGAACCAUUUUCGCCUAUGGUCAAACAGGCACUGGAAAGACCUUCACUAUGGAAGGAGUUAGAGCAGUGCCUGAGCUCAGAGGAAUCAUCCCAAAUUCAUUUGCUCAUAUCUUCGGCCACAUUGCAAAAGCAGAGGGAGACACUAGGUUUUUAGUUAGAGUUUCAUACCUGGAGAUUUACAAUGAAGAAGUUCGGGACCUGUUAGGCAAGGACCAGUUGCAGAGAUUGGAGGUGAAAGAGAGGCCAGACGUGGGAGUCUACAUUAAAGACCUGUCUGGUUAUGUUGUGAACAAUGCAGAUGACAUGGAUAGAAUAAUGACUCUUGGGCAUAAAAACCGCUCUGUUGGUGCCACUAAUAUGAAUGAGCACAGUUCCCGCUCUCAUGCUAUCUUCACUAUUACCAUUGAAUGCAGUGAGAAGGGCAUUGAUGGUAACCAGCAUGUGCGCAUGGGCAAACUGCACUUGGUGGAUCUUGCGGGAUCUGAAAGGCAGGGUAAAACAGGAGCCACUGGGCAGCGUCUUAAAGAGGCCACAAAGAUCAACCUGUCCCUCUCCACACUGGGAAACGUAAUCUCUGCUUUAGUGGAUGGCAAGAGCACCCACGUGCCCUAUAGGAACUCCAAAUUGACGCGUUUACUGCAGGACUCUCUGGGAGGAAAUUCCAAAACCAUGAUGUGUGCAAACAUUGGACCAGCAGACUACAAUUAUGAUGAGACAAUUAGCACCUUGCGCUAUGCUAACCGUGCAAAGAACAUCAAGAAUAAAGCUAGAAUCAACGAGGACCCUAAAGAUGCCCUUUUACGCCAGUUUCAGAAGGAGAUUGAGGAGCUCAAGAAAAAAUUGGAAGAAGGAGAGGAGAUCUCAGGAUCAGAGGGAAGUGGAUCUGAAGAUAUGGAUGAAGGGGAGGAUGAAGCUGGAGAUGGUGGAGGAAGACGCAGGAGACGGCGAGGGAGGAAGAAGGUGUCCCCAGACAAGAUGGCAGAGAUGCAGGCAAAGAUUGAGGAGGAGCGAAAGGCCCUGGAGGCCAAGCUGGACAUGGAGGAAGAGGAGAGGAACAAAGCACGGGCAGAACUGGAGAAGAGGGAGAAAGACCUGCUCAAAGCACAGCAGGAACAUCACCUGUUACUUGAGAAGUUAUCAGCUCUGGAAAAGAAGGUUAUUGUCGGAGGAGUUGAUCUGUUAGCCAAAGCAGAAGAGCAAGAAAAGCUUUUAGAAGAAUCUAACAAUGAACUAGAGGAGAGACGGAAAAGAGCUGAGCAGCUCCGCAAAGAACUUGAAGAGAAAGAGCAAGAGCGCUUGGACAUCGAAGAGAAAUACACAAGUUUGCAGGAGGAAGCUCAGGGAAAGACCAAGAAAUUGAAGAAAGUCUGGACUAUGUUGAUGGCAGCAAAGUCGGAGAUGGCAGAUUUGCAACAGGAACACCAUAGGGAGAUUGAGGGUUUGCUGGAGAACAUCCGCCAGCUCAGCAGAGAACUCCGCCUGCAGAUGCUUAUCAUCGACAAUUUUAUCCCUCAGGAAUACCAGGAAAUGAUCGAGAAUUAUGUGCACUGGAAUGAAGACAUUGGGGAAUGGCAGCUGAAAUGUGUGGCCUACACCGGCAACAACAUGAGAAAACAAACCCCUGUGCCAGACAAGAAGGAAAAAGAUCCAUUUGAGGUGGAUCUGUCCCAUGUGUAUCUUGCAUAUACAGAGGAGAGCAUGCGCCAGUCACUGAUGAAACUAGAGAGGCCCAGGACCUCAAAGGGUGGCAAGGCACGGCCCAAGACUGGGCGCAGGAAGCGUUCGUCCAAGCCAGAGGUGGGGAGCGAGUCUUUUAUGCAGUGAGCACCUGUGAUCCCUCACUGCAGGAAUCAGGCCAGUCAACUUUUGAAUGAAAGAAUGAUAUUGAUAUUAGUUGACUAAAGGCACAAACAUUUAGAUGUAAGUAUAUUAAAUCUGUGGUAAAGAUACAAGUAUUCAAUGUACAUAUGUCGGAAUAAUGUCACCCUGUUCUUUACUGUUGUUAAACACUGAUUUAUUCAAACCGCUCAUUCAGCAAAUGACAUAUUUCCUGUUUAAUCAUAGAGGAGUAAAAGUGUUACUUGGGGGUUUUAAGCUUCUGUUACAUGUCAGUACUCCCCCUGAUGCCCUCACUGAUUAGCUUGUCUUGAACAACCUACUUUAGAUAUGAAUCACUUGCUUGAAGCUUGACGUCUGCAGUUGUGUUUAGGUCUUUAUUUGAUGUAUAUGCUGUAUGUAUUGUGUGUUCCUGACCUCGUUUGGUGGGAACGUUUGAGAAUGUCUGCAUGCGGUUUCAUUCAUUGUAGCAUCAUUUAUCAGUAGUACACACAAAUGCACUGUAGUCAACUUUAUUUAAUUUCAAAAUGUUUACAAUACUCUGCUGUUAUAUGUAUAACCCCUAAUUUAAUAAAUUAUUUAAAGGUUA
This is a messenger RNA of Trichomycterus rosablanca, 2869 nucleotides long. It is a transcript of the gene kif3a, whose product is annotated as kinesin family member 3A. Gene Ontology annotation, biological process: mitotic spindle organization; microtubule-based movement; spindle elongation. NCBI's taxonomy places the organism in Eukaryota, Metazoa, Chordata, Actinopteri, Siluriformes, Trichomycteridae. Bases 157 to 2268 code for a protein of 703 amino acids. Gene Ontology annotation, cellular component: microtubule associated complex. The record is from RefSeq and is a predicted model, not a curated record. Gene Ontology annotation, molecular function: microtubule binding; microtubule motor activity; ATP binding. The transcript has 17 exons.